Molecule: messenger RNA, 2410 nt
Organism: Acanthaster planci (crown-of-thorns starfish)
Lineage: Eukaryota; Metazoa; Echinodermata; Asteroidea; Valvatida; Acanthasteridae
Product: sodium/potassium/calcium exchanger 4-like
Biological process (GO): calcium ion transmembrane transport; intracellular calcium ion homeostasis
Cellular component (GO): plasma membrane
Molecular function (GO): calcium channel activity; calcium, potassium:sodium antiporter activity
Source: RefSeq, a predicted model, not a curated record
ACUAAUCACAUCUCAAAGGAAGACACUGUUGUAUACAUGGCGUGUUUGGAUGCUGUUUUGUAACGUUGCUGCUGUGUGCACCCAGUUAGUAAGCGGCAAGGGCGGGCCGCUGUAUGCAUAUGUGCCGGUGAAGUUGCAUCGAGAGUUCCGGACAGAAAUAAAUUGAGUUUACGAGACUGCUUGACCAUAAAAUCUUGAAUGUUAUGCGCUUCUGAUGAAGAAAAGCUUUCUUUACUCAUCAGUAAUGGAAACUAAGGGGCUCUACCCGUGCUUAGCAUCGACACAGGCCGCCGGUUGCUGCCGGAGGACGAUACCCAGGACCAUGGGGGCGAGACGGCACAGGAGGAGGCCCAGCGCUCGUUGGGUCAUCCGGACGGGCCUCCUCUUGGGGGUAUUUGCUGUUUCCACACUCUACUUUGUGGCCUUCGGCAGGGGCUCAAUCAGCGAUGAGGCUGCAGGACACAGUGGCUACCGAUCUAGACAUCUACUCAGCACCGGGAACAAAACAGGUCACGGCAUUGAUUCAUGUGACUACGAGACCCAGCAUGUGACAGCACUGUUCGUGGUCGUGUAUACCAUUCUCAUCCUCAUAUUCUUCAUCUCGCUUGCUAUCAUCUGUGAUGAUUUCUUUGUGCCAUCGCUGGAGAUCAUCUCGGAGCGGCUGGAGUUGUCCGAAGAUGUGGCGGGAGCUACCUUCAUGGCGGCUGGAUCGUCGGCGCCCGAGCUGUUCUCCUCGCUGGCCGGCGUGUCCGUGGAGAGCGACGUCGGGGUGGGAACCAUCGUGGGCUCGGCAGUGUUCAACAUACUCAUCAUCAUCGCCAUGUCCGCCGCACUUGCUGGUCAGGUGCUCCAGCUAGACUGGCGCCCACUGCUCCGCGAUAGCAUCUGGUACGCACUGUCUAUCGCCUGCUUUAUUGUCUUCUCGUGGGACGGCCAGUUCGAGCUGUAUGAAGCCAUCGUACUCUUGGUGCUAUAUGGUCUGUACAUAGUCAUCAUGAAGUUCAAUACUUCUAUCAUGGACUUGAUGAGUUGCAACAAGUGUCGAAAGACUAAAGUAGAACCGCUCGAGUCCGGGAACGGCCAGGACGACCAAGCAGGAUCCGCCAAGGUCACACCCGACGACGCAGCGUUUACCCCUGCUGUAGCCGCCGAGAAGCAGAUGUCCCACGCGGACCGCAAGCUUUCUAUCAUAUCCACAGCCUCCGGGGGCGGGUUGCCACGAUCGUCGUCGUCUCACAAGCACAUCUUUCAUCAUGUCAAGCACGGGGAACUCGCAGCGAACUUCGCUAGCAAGAGACACUCCAUCACUGUCGUCCAUCACGAGCAUCCUGUGCUGCCUGCAGUACCGCCAAACGCUGAGGACGACACACCUGCCAAGCAAGACAUCAUCGAGGAGGAUGAGGUCAUCGAUGAAGAGUUGACGCUCCGUCCCAUCCCGUGUCUACCGGCGAUCAGCAUGUACUACCCGGACCGCGAAGUCAUGCAGUCCCGCUGCGGCUACCUGCGGUACGCCCUCAAGUGGCUCAUGUUUUGCAUCAGCUUUCCCUUCAUGUGCGCCUUCACCUGGACCAUACCAAACUGCAGUAAUCCCAAAUACAAGCGUUUCUACAUACUGUCCUUUGUGCUUUCUAUUGUCUGGAUCGCCAUCUUAAGUUUUGCCAUGAUCACCUUAGUGACGAAAGUGGGCUGCAUCCUCUCCAUCGAUGCUUACUCCAUGGGCUUGGUUUUUGUGGCGAUUGGUACUAGCGUGCCGGAUGCAAUCAGCUCUAUAUUGGUGGCCCGUGAUGGCUUCGGCGAUAUGGCUGUCUCUAACGCCAUCGGUUCUAACGUGUUCGACAUCGACCUUGGGCUUGGCCUUCCGUUCCUCAUCAGUAUCAUCAUCUUCAAUAGACCACUUAAUCUACUCACUCAGGAGGAAUCUGACAUGCUGGCUACCGGAGCCCUACUCAUGACGCCACACGCUAAAUUUGGCUUCAUCCUGCUUGGCAUCCUGGUCCUCACGCUCAUCGUCUUUGCCUGCGUCCGCUUCAAGCUCAACAGGGUCGUCGGCGUCACUUUCGUCGCGGUUUACGUCCUUUUCCUCAUCUACGCCUUCCUGCAGGAGUUGGUCUGCAAAUACAUCUGCUAACAGCAUGAGCUCGGACCCACGGAUUCCAAGCAUCGUCUAUGUACUCACCUUCACGAUGGAUACUUUGAAGCAAUGUCAGUUGCAGCAAAAUGUGCACACUUGGUGGCAGCAGCUUAAGGUCACUUCCAAAUAUCGGCUUCGUCAGAUAUUUAACUCUUAGUGUAAAUAAUAUGACUGCUGUUUUCACUUUGAAGCCGCACUCUGACAUUGAAGCCGAUGUUUGAGAGAUUGCACCUUUUGUUGUCCUAGUUGUCUCUUUACGAUCUACAACACGGACGUAUA